AUGAACAUUGCUACUUUGAACAUCCUCGAGCCAAGACCAAUUGAUACAAGGCGCAUGAUACCAGUAGAAAAUUUGCCACUCAUCCAAUCUACUCUGAACGAUCGCAUCCUUUUAGAUCUGCAUCCUUGGUUGGUUAUAGAUAGAACGGACUUCCGAUCCUCCCAUAACGAUUCACAAUCCAAGAAGAUCCGUCCCAAAGCCAGCAAUGAUGACUCACCGAAAAGAGAGCACAUAUCCCACUUUGUGAAUGACACUAUAUCUCCGUUGGUGGCAUCGUCCGCAGUUGAUGAAACUGAGAACGGACCCAAAACACAGGCUCCGGCAAGGAAACAAGCAUUGGCUGACGAGUCAGACGAGCUUUCCGCAGCUGGAGCUCCAGAGGCUUCUUCAGAUCCCUUAGUCUUUCGAUCGUCUCAGCUUGAACAAUGGAACACCAGAUAUCAAGAACUGAUACAAUUCAAGGAAGAGUACAACCAUUGCAGUGUUCCACUGCACUAUCCAAACAACCCAAGUCUUGCCCACUGGGUAAAGCGACAACGCCACCAGUACCGAAUGAAGAAAGAGAAAAAACGGUCGACAUUGACUGAUCAACGGCAAGACAUGCUGGAAUCUCUUGGGUUCAUCUGGGAUUCUCAUGCAACUGCAUGGGAUGAAAGAUGGGAUCAGCUAAGUAAGUUCAGAGAUGAGCAUGGACACAGCCGAGUACCUAAAAAGUACACACCGAAUCAACCAUUGUCGAUUUGGGUCAAGUGUCAGAGACGGCAAUUUAAGUUGUUCUCUCAAGGAAAGCCAAGCAACAUGACUAUCGAGCGUAUUAGAAUGUUGAAAGCGUUAGACUUUGUCUUUGAUCCUAGAUCAAGAAAGUAA
Molecule: messenger RNA, 867 nt
Organism: Cylindrotheca closterium
Lineage: Eukaryota; Bacillariophyta; Bacillariophyceae; Bacillariales; Bacillariaceae
Source: the annotation of a GenBank genome assembly